AUGGUAGUAGAUGUGCCCGUUUCAAUCUUAUUAGAGAAAUUACAGAAACUGCUUGAUGAGGAAAGACUUGCCUUUCCAGGACUAAGAAAUCGUGUGACUAAUGCUAUUAACGAAUUCAGCAAAAUUUUGAUCUUCCUCGAAGCAGAUACCAGUAACAAUGACUUCAAGUCUAAGCUUCUGCACACUAUUUACUCUGCAAAAGAUACCACUGAAAGUUUCGUCCUCCCCACGGCACAAAGGAGACAAAAGGGUAUCUAUAGAAUUCUUAGAACGCCAUUAAAGCUGUUUCCGUUUCCAUCAUGGCGCCUACUACAGUUCAGCUGCGAAAUGAAGAAAUUCGUAAAUAGAUUGAAAGAUGUCUCAGAUGAAAUUUCAAAGAUGACCCUUCAACCAAUUGCUCAAGUUUCAGCAGUUGGAGGAGGGCACAACCAACUAUACGAUCAAGAGCAGAAUUUUGUACUUGUUGGGCGUGAAGAUGAUGAAAAGGAACUGGUAGCUCGAUUGUUUGACGAGAAUGAGAACAGUCUCCGUGUGAUUUCACUGGUUAGCGAAGAACCACUUGGCAAGACAGCUCUGGUGAGGAAUGUUUACAAUAGACUAGAUAUUCGUCAGCAUUUUCAGUGUCGUGCGUGGCUUCAUGUUCACAAGGAUUUCACAUAUAAGGAUAUGUUGCUUAUCAUACUCAAACAGAUUCCAAUAUGCGUGUUGAAGGAUGUAGAGCUUAUGAGUGAGAAAGAACUGUGUGCUAUGCUUUUUAAGAUUCUAAUGGAGGUCAGGUUUCUUAUUGUCUUGGAUGAUGUUUGCACAAUUGAUGUCUGGCUCAUGCUUGCUUAUCCCUUUGCAGACGCUGCGAAUGGAAGUAGAGUCAUCCUUACUACUCAUAGUUCAAACAUACAAUUGCACGCUGAUCCAUGGAGUUUCCCGCUGAAUCUGAUGCCAUUAACCGAUGACGGUAGUUGGUCAUUGUUCUUGAAGAAAGUAGGCAGAUCGGAAAAUAGCUCAGAUAACACAGACAUAAACAGCUUCAGGGAAAGAAUUUUGAGAGUCUGUCAUGGUCUGCCUUCAGCAAUUGUUCUAUUGGGAGGAGUGCUGUCAAGGAUGGAAUCAAGUGAGUGGUCUGAAGUAAUUAAUUUGGCACACUUUGAUGCAGGUCAAUCGCCUCUGUUAAAGUUUGUAGCUUUGAGCUAUCAAAAACUACCAUCUGUGUUAAAACCUUGUUUCCUUUAUUUGGUUUUGUUUCCUAAAGGGUAUGAGAUCCCCACAAGGAGGUUGUUCCGACUGUGGCUUGCAGAGGGAUUUGUUCAAGUUUCACCCAAUGACAGUGAUGUCCACAAAGAAGAUAUGCCCAAGAAAUAUUUGGAAGAACUAGUGUGUAGAAACAUGAUUGAAAUAGCAAGACAGAAGUCAGAUGGAACCCCCAAAACAUGUCGUAUACCAUGUUAUCUCUACGAUGUGUUUUUGCCAAAAGCAGGGCCGGCCCAAACAUUUUGGAGGCCUUAG
Messenger RNA from Quercus robur (English oak), 1500 nucleotides. Its product is annotated as disease resistance protein RPP13-like. The record is from RefSeq and is a predicted model, not a curated record. The transcript has a single exon. Gene Ontology annotation, biological process: defense response to other organism. The coding region runs from base 1 to 1500 and encodes 499 amino acids. NCBI's taxonomy places the organism in Eukaryota, Viridiplantae, Streptophyta, Magnoliopsida, Fagales, Fagaceae. Gene Ontology annotation, molecular function: ADP binding.